GAUCAGCGCUCAUACAGGAUUAUACUGACAAUAUACAGGUAAAUGCUGUUUUUAGAUAAGAGAUGAUGAGAAAACUUUGUUAUAAUAGACAAUGAACUUACCAGGAAAGAGCACAUUUAAGAAGAAAACACAGAACAGCUUUAAGAGCAUGGAUACCACAACAGGAGCAUCACACUGUCAUGAACAGGGCCUUUAUCUCUCUGACCAGCAUAAACUGAGACUGGUCUUGGUUGGGGUGAGAGAAGCUGGGAAAAGUGCCACUGGUAAUGCCAUUCUGGGUAAGAAAGCCUUUGACGAGGUCGGGGUGAAAACCAGAGUGAGCGUCUCCUGUCAGGGUCUGGUACAAGGGACGCAGGUACUGGUGGUUGACACUCCAGGCUGGGAAUGGUUUAACAUCCAGGGCACCGCAGCAUCAACAUGGACACUUAAAAAAGAGAUGAUUAGAAGUAUGACCUUGUGCCAUCCUGGUGCCCAUGCCCUGCUGUUGGUGGUGCCACUAUCAUUCUCGUUCUCCGAGCGUGAGCGGUGUGCCAUUGAGGAACACGUAGAGCUGUUUGGUCCAGAAGCCUGGAGUUACAGCUUGGUGCUCUUCACCAUCUUAGACAUAAAGCAGUUGCGUGGUUCCAGCCCACAGCAGGAAGUGCUGGAGAACGAAGAGCUACAUAGACUGGUUAGGAAAUGUGGAGGCCGUUUCCAUGCCUUGUACAGCAAACCACAAGGAACUAAGGACCAGGUGGCUGGCCUACUGACUAAAAUCAAGAAGAUGGUGGCUAAUAAUGGAGAAAGUGUGCUCUCCAGUGAGGAGAUACUUGAGCGUGCCAAGGAAAGAGAGGAAGAGGAGAAGAGAAAAGAGGAGGAGGAUAGAAUCAAGAGAAAUGAGAAGAUACGGAAAAGUAAAGACAAGAAGUCAAAGAGCAGACCAAGCACAUCACGAUGUUGAACAGAAAGACUCAGCUCAGAAACAGAGGCGCUGCAUACAGCAGUGAAUAAAACAAAGAAAGGUAAAGCAAGGACAUCGGUGUAAAACAUUAGAAGCACAACCUACCUGCAAAUCUACAAAUCGCCACUAGAGGCCAUCACUUCUCAUUUGAACUGUGCAUGAAUAAGAGUGCAUUAUACUGUAAAUUUAUAAAAUAAACUUUGAACACGUGAACCUUUUCUGAUGACUUAUUUUGAUUAUAUAUAAAAAGCACAUAGUUGCAUGGACACAAGAAGACAACCAAGCCA
This is a messenger RNA of Misgurnus anguillicaudatus (oriental weatherfish), 1227 nucleotides long. Its product is annotated as GTPase IMAP family member 4. The record is from RefSeq and is a predicted model, not a curated record. Lineage: Eukaryota; Metazoa; Chordata; Actinopteri; Cypriniformes; Cobitidae. Gene Ontology annotation, molecular function: GTP binding.